Messenger RNA from Lachnellula hyalina, 1611 nucleotides. RefSeq names its product Beta-xylosidase (gene xynB). The transcript has a single exon. The record is from RefSeq and is a predicted model, not a curated record. Bases 1 to 1611 code for a protein of 536 amino acids. NCBI's taxonomy places the organism in Eukaryota, Fungi, Ascomycota, Leotiomycetes, Helotiales, Lachnaceae. Gene Ontology annotation, biological process: carbohydrate metabolic process. Gene Ontology annotation, molecular function: hydrolase activity, hydrolyzing O-glycosyl compounds.
AUGCCGUUAAUCAGAAAUCCCAUCCUCCCGGGGUUCAACGCGGAUCCGUCAAUCCUUCGAGUUGGCAAAGACUACUACAUCGCAACCUCGACAUUCGAAUGGUUUCCUGGUGUACAAAUUCAUCACUCCACAGAUCUCGCAAAUUGGGAUCUGAUAGUCCGUCCGCUGAGCCGGAAAAGCCAACUAGACAUGCGUGGCAACCCAGACAGUUGUGGGGUUUGGGCACCCUGUCUUACGCAUGACGGCGACAAGUUUUGGCUGGUGUAUACAGAUGUAAAGCGCAAAGACGGCUCCUUCAAAGAUACGCAUAACUAUAUUGUAACCUCACACACAAUAGAAGGUCCCUGGUCUGAUCCUAUUUAUGCGAACUCUUCCGGAUUCGAUCCAUCACUAUUCCAUGACGACAAUGGCAAAAAGUGGUUUAUCAACAUGCUUCAAGACCAUCGUCGUCGUCCAAGGUACUUUGCAGGGAUUAUACUCCAAGAGUUUGACCCAAAACAAGGCAAGCUUGUAGGCCCGAAGAAGAACAUCUUCCGCGGGACGGAUCUAGACCUUGUCGAAGGCCCGCAUCUGUACAAGAGGAACGGAUGGUACCACCUAUUGACAGCCGAAGGUGGUACUGGUUAUCAACACGCGUGUACUCUCGCCCGCGCCCGCGAUAUAUGGGGUCCUUAUGAGGUGCAUCCGCAAAAGCACAUCUUGACCUCCAAAGAUACACCGUUCGUGGCGCUUCAACGAGCAGGGCAUGGAGAUAUCGUCGAUAUACCAGACGGUAAGACAUAUUUAGUUCACCUGACCGGCCGCCCAACGACACAAGACCGUCGAUGUGUUCUUGGUCGCGAGACGGCUAUUCAAGAAGCGUACUGGGAGGACGAUUGGCUUUACAUCAAGAAUGGUCCCGUCCCGUCCCUCCAUGUCGAGGUUCCAGGAGUGCAAGACGAUGCAAAAUACUGGGCUGAGCAACGAUACACCUUUGAGAGAGGCUUACACAAAGACUUUCAAUGGUUACGCACCCCGGAACCAGAACGCAUCUUCACUGCCUCUCAAAAGGGCCUCACGCUUUUCGGCCGUGAGUCCAUCGGUUCCUGGUUCGAGCAGUCACUUGUAGCGAGACGACAAACGCACUUCUCAUACGAUGCCGAGACAGUUAUAAAUUUCUCUCCCACGGACGAAAGGCAGUUCGCUGGUCUGACAGCCUAUUAUUGUCGCUUCAACUUUUUCUACUUGACCGUCACAGCUCACUCAGACGGGCAACGCGAACUGCUAAUCCUGACGUCCGAAGCAUCCUGGCCGUCAGGGGCACUCAACUUCCCCCUCUCAGAACCAGUUCAAAUUCCUAAUGAAGGGAAAGUCAAACUCGCCCUGUCCAUUCGGGGUCCUGAGCUGAAGUUCUAUUAUGCUCUUGAAGGGCAAGAGUCUAAGCAGAUAGGUGGGGUUUUUGAUGCUAGUAUUGUUUCUGAUGAGUGUGGGGGACAUCAAGCGCACGGGAGUUUUACUGGUGCAUUUGUAGGGGUUGCGUGCUCGGAUUUGAAUGGCACCGCGAUGGAGGCGACGUUUGAUCACUUUGUUUAUCGGCCUGUGAAGCAUAAGACCGAUCGAUAUGAGAUCUAA